AUGUUUCGAAUAAUUAUAUUAUUUUUAAAUGUCUAUCUUGUUUUUGGAGAUGACCCAAAAGUGGAAACUACCCAUGGUGUAGUGCAGGGUAAAGUUCUGAAGACAUUAUAUGAAGAAAAGGAAUAUUAUGGCUUCAUGGGGAUACCAUUUGCAGUACCACCUGUUAAAGAACUACGGUUUAAGGCUCCACAAGAAAUCGAUCCUUGGAACGGAACCCUGCUCGCAACUAAAGAAAAACCGGCCUGUAUACAAUUCAACAAUGACGUAAAAAAAGGUCAACCUCUCGGACAAUACGGAGUCGAAGACUGCCUCUAUCUUGACAUUUUCACUCCAAACAUCGAUCAAAAUAGACGGGCCGUUAUAGUGUUUAUUUACAACGAUCGACUACAAAAUUCAUACAACAAAACAUUGGACUAUGCGCCAGAUUUUUUCAUUGAAGAAGAUGUUGUCAUUGUAACGCCAAGUCAUAGACUGAGCACAUUCGGUUUUUUGUCAUUUGAAGACGAGCAUUUACCCGGUAACGCGGGCUUACUCGAUCUGUACUUAAGUCUAAAGUGGAUAUCCAAGAAUAUACAAUACUUUGGUGGCGACCCUGAGAGGAUCACCUUAAUGGGUUCUCAAGGAGGCGCUGUUGCUAUAGACUUGCUUCUACAUUCAAAAGCAAAUGAACUAUUCCAUUCUGCCAUCCUUCAGAGUGGCACGUCGCUAACAACUAUGUAUUUACAAGAAAAUGUCCGGGAAAGAACGUUCAAACUAAGAGAAAUUUUAAAAAUACCUUCUACUAAUACUGAGAAAAUUCUUAAAGAAUUACAAAACGUUCCCCCUUCAGAUAUAUUUAGAUACGAACUCCAAGCAAUGCCUGAUGAUUAUAAUAAAGACCAACAGAGAAGUGUAUUAUCAUUCGGACCCAUUGUUGAAAAGAGGCCAGAUGGAUUUAUUACUGAGUAUCCAGAAAACAAAUUAGGUACUAUAAACAAACCAGUUAUGAUUGGUAUGAAUUCAAGAGAAGGUUUAGCCCUAUCAAUAUACUACCUUACGCAACCAAAUUUUUUUGGUACCAUUAACAAACAUUAUCCUUUGAUAAUGCCUAAACGAUUAAAAUACAAACUAAACCCAAUCCAUGAUAAUUACAUCGAAGCUAUAGAAGAUGUGAAGAAAUUCUACUUUGGUAAAAAUAAAAUAACGAUAAAAAAUAUACCAGAAUUCAUUAACUAUAUUGGCGAUGUAAUAACAGCAUAUAGCAUAAACAUGAUGGUGGAAAACUUUGCCAAUAAGAGUUCGGUAUAUUAUUAUUAUUUUGACUAUUACAGUGGUCUAAAUCAGAAUAAAAAUAAUUUGCUCAAAUUAUCCGAAGUUUCUGAUGGCACGUGGGGGACAGCGACUGGUGAUGAAUUAUGCUAUUUAUUCAAGUGCCCAGAGUUACGAAGGACGUACCAAAAAUAUAAACAAAUGUUGGCACAGGAAUACCAAAUUCAAAGCAAAAUGGUUAAAAUGUGGGCGAACUUCGCAAAACACAGUAAUCCAACGCCUGACGAAAAUAAUCCAUUAAAUUUAAAAUGGCCCACGUACGAAACUGAAUCAAAAAAAUAUCUCCAUAUAAAAGAAAAUAUUGAAGUCGGGGAGAAGCUUCUGGAAGAGCGAUUUAAAUUCUGGGAUGAUUUUAUGAAAAAAUGGGAAGAGAUAACUAUAAAUGAGACUGCAAGAGGGAAAAUUGAGGACGAAUUAUAA
Zerene cesonia (dogface butterfly) is the source of this 1728-nucleotide messenger RNA. Its product is annotated as cholinesterase-like. Lineage: Eukaryota; Metazoa; Arthropoda; Insecta; Lepidoptera; Pieridae. The record is from RefSeq and is a predicted model, not a curated record. The transcript is spliced from 3 exons. Bases 1 to 1728 code for a protein of 575 amino acids.